AAUUAAGUGUAGAGAAGAAACCCUUGUCCGCUUUUCCUUUACGGCGGAGUACGGUGUACAAUUUUAGGAGCUGUGGUAGAUUAGGAACCACGCAAAACCAGAGCUUCAACCUUUGGCAAUGGCGGUCAGGAGACCCAAAGCCCUCAAAACAGAAGAAGAUACAAAGAAUAACAAAACUAAAGGCGACGUCUUUGCCACUUGCUCUUUCUCCAGUCUCGGCCUUCACACUAACUUAUGUGAUCAGCUUCGAGAACGGUUGGGAUUCGAAGCUCCCACCCAAGUGCAGGCUCAGGCCAUUCCCGUUAUUCUUUCCGGCCGUCAUGUACUUGUUAAUGCUUCUACGGGCACUGGAAAAACAAUUGCAUACUUGGCUCCUGUUAUCCAUCACUUGCAGAAUUACAAUCCUCGUAUUCAGAGGUCUGAUGGAACUUUUGCGUUGGUUCUUGUACCAACGCGUGAGCUAUGCCUGCAGGUGCACGAAAUUCUGCAGAAGUUACUGCAUCGAUUUCACUGGAUUGUACCUGGUUAUGUAAUGGGUGGUGAAAACAGGUCAAAAGAGAAAUCCAGGCUGCGGAAAGGCAUAUCCAUUCUUGUUGCAACUCCUGGACGACUGUUAGAUCAUCUAAAGAAUACAUCAUCAUUCAUGCGCUCAAAGUUGCGUUGGAUUAUAUUUGAUGAAGCAGACAGGAUUUUGGAACUUGGAUUUGGAAAAGAAAUAGCAGAAAUACUAGACAUAUUGGACUCAAGGAAGGACAAAACAGUCUCAUGUGUACCUGAAUUUGAGAGGCAGAAUUUGCUUUUAUCAGCUACCUUAAAUGACAAAGUCAAUAAUCUGGCUAAAAUGAGCUUAGAAAAUCCUGUUAUGAUCGGUUUGGAUGAUAAAAGGGUGCGGUCUACUUCAUUACCAGAACAUUUAAUAUUUGAUACGGAUGCCUCAGAACAUCCACUUAAAAUAACAGGUCCUGCUGCAGAUUAUAACCUCCCAUCUCAACUAAAUCAAAAAUAUGUCAAAGCACCAUGUAAUUCACGGCUUGCUGUACUUCUUUCCAUUCUCAAGCAUCUUUUUGACAGAGCAACAUCCCAAAAGAUUGUGGUAUUCUUUUCAACAUGUGAUGCUGUAGAUUUUCACUACACACUGUUGAGUGAGUUCCAAUUCUCACGGGCAGAAGCAGAAGUCAAACAGAAGUUUCUCACGUGUAAUACCUUGCGGCUACACGGGAAUAUGAAGCAGGAGGAUCGAACAGCCACAUUUCAGGCAUUCAAGACAGACAAAUCGGCUCUCUUUUUGUGCACAGAUGUUGCUGCUAGAGGGCUAGAUUUUCCACAAGUAAAAUGUAUCAUACAGUAUGAUUCUCCUGGUGAUGCUACAGAAUAUGUACAUAGGGUAGGGAGAACUGCUCGGUUGGGCGAAAAAGGAGACUCCUUACUCUUUUUACAGCCAGUUGAAAUGGAAUAUUUAAAUCACUUGGAGAAACAUGGCGUGUCACUAUCAGAGUACCCCCUAUCGAAAGUGUUGGAUAGUUUCCCAAUCCACAAUGAGAAGCAUCGUGCCAGGAGUUUUAUAUCUGUAGACUUGCAUCCUUGGGUGGCUGGUUUGCAAAAAGCACUUGAGGCAUUCUCAUCUCAGCCAAAUGUGAAGACUCUGGCGCAGAACGCAUUUUGCUCAUGGGUGCGUGCAUACACAGCUCACCGUGGCGAGCUAAAGAAAAUCUUCAUGGUGAAAAAGCUUCACCUGGGGCAUGUUGCAAAAAGCUUUGCAUUGAGAGAACAACCUUCAUUGGUGAACAAAUCAAUUCAAAAGCAAGCGAAGAGGAAGAGAGACGAAAAGCAAAGGCGACAACCACCUAAAAAGAGAAAAGUUUUUAAGAAAGCUUAAUGUCGGAACAGCUGAAUUGAUAACUUGAAUUAGCAAAGCUCGAGAGAGAGAGAGACACACACACACACGCUGGUGGUGGACAAUUCCUCCUCUCUUUCCUAUACAUAUAUAGCAAUAUUUGCUGACGCAGCUUCACCAUUACCCACUUUAUAAAGUGGUGGUGAUCAGAUAACUGUGUUUGUGGAAGCUGACAAAGCAAAAGAAUCACCUGCUUGGAUUGUGGACGAUCCUUAUUGCGUAUCUAACAAGGGUAAUACUUUUCUUUCAUCUCAAAGCUGACAUGCUUAUGAGGAUCAUAGAGAAGCUUCAAAUUUUGUUCUGCUAUACAAUUUUGUUUGUUAUAAGUGAGUUUAUAGAUAUCUUUAUGUCGUUUGAGUUGAAGUUUUAGUUUUUUUUUUCAAAAUGUUUUAGAUUCAUUGUUUCUUAAUGUAUGGUUCAAUCAUAGCCUAAUCUUAUUAUGGAGUAUGGACUACCAAUUCAUUCUAUUUAUGAUAAAUGUACCCUUAAGUCUUA
Messenger RNA from Cannabis sativa, 2389 nucleotides. Its product is annotated as DEAD-box ATP-dependent RNA helicase 17. Gene Ontology annotation, biological process: ribosome biogenesis. Bases 119 to 1876 code for a protein of 585 amino acids. Lineage: Eukaryota; Viridiplantae; Streptophyta; Magnoliopsida; Rosales; Cannabaceae. Gene Ontology annotation, cellular component: nucleus. The transcript is spliced from 10 exons. Gene Ontology annotation, molecular function: ATP binding; RNA helicase activity; nucleic acid binding. The record is from RefSeq and is a predicted model, not a curated record.